This is a messenger RNA of Solanum dulcamara, 1926 nucleotides long. Its product is annotated as peptide chain release factor PrfB2, chloroplastic. Gene Ontology annotation, cellular component: cytoplasm. Gene Ontology annotation, molecular function: translation release factor activity, codon specific. Lineage: Eukaryota; Viridiplantae; Streptophyta; Magnoliopsida; Solanales; Solanaceae. Gene Ontology annotation, biological process: translational termination. Bases 107 to 1552 code for a protein of 481 amino acids. The record is from RefSeq and is a predicted model, not a curated record. The transcript has 7 exons.
UAAUUUUUGGAGCAAUAACGGCGUGCUAAGCUUUUGUCUUCUGAAACCUGAAUAGCGUUUAAACCCUCACCUAAACCCCUCUGGGUUCGUCAAAUCGGAUGUAAAAAUGUCGUUUUUAAUAUUGGGAAGAAGAUCAACGCAGCUCUCUCGAUUCCCCACACGUAGACUCCUCUUAUCUUCUUGCCCUUUUACUUCCCUUUCUCCUCAAUCUCCUAAUAAUUCCAUUCCCAAUAAUAGAUUAUCAAUUUUUCAUUAUUCUUGGUACAAUUCAUCCAAUAGAAGAAGAAAUAAAGGGUUCGCUUCAAUUUUCAAUGGAAAUACAAAAACCCCAUCAGGGUGUGUUCGGUUUUUGAGCUCAGAGGUUGCUGUUGAGCCGAUUACUACCGAUGGGCUUACUGUUGAGGGAAUUAUUGCUAAAAAUUGGAAUAUACUUGAUGAUAGUGAGGAGGAUUGGAAAAGCCAUGCUUCUUCCAUUGCUCAGUCUAUUCAUCUUAUCAAGAAACGCCUCAGGUGGAAAAGGCUGAUUGAUAGGCUUAAGGUGCUGUCCACUCAGCUCAAUAAGGCAGAUCUUUGGGAUGACCCUGUCCAUGCUGGGAAGAUCAGCCGUGAACAUGGUUCUUUAAUGAAUAAAAUAGAGGAUGUUAUGGCAAUUGAACAAGAGUUGGUUGAACAUAUUGACAUGAUUAAGCUUGCCCGGGAAGAGAAUGACCCAGAGUUGGAAUCGGAAUCAGUGAAAACUCUACUCAUGAUUAGAAGGAAUGUGAAAGAAAAAGAGCUUGAAGCUUUAUUAUCUGGGGAGCAUGAUUAUUGUUCUUGUUUUAUAGAGGUGCAAGCUGGAGCUGGCGGUACUGAGAGCAUGGACUGGGCUUCAAUGGUCAUGCAGAUGUACAAAUUGUGGGCUCAACGUAAAGGAUAUGGUGUUUCUGUUGUGGAUGAAAUGCCUGGUGAGAUUGCAGGAAUCAAGCGUGCAACAAUCAAAGUUGAUGGUGAAAAUGCUUUUGGAUAUGCCAAAUCAGAGGUAGGAGUGCAUCGUCUGGUACGCAUCUCACCAUUUGAUAGUGCAAAGAGAAGGCAUACUUCCUUUGUUGCAGUUGCUGUAAUUCCAAUUUUGGGAGAUGGAUCUACCCGUGUUCAAAUCAAUGAAUCUGAUCUUCGAAUUGAGCGUUUUCGAUCAGGAGGAGCUGGUGGUCAGUCUGUUAAUACAACUGAGAGUGCUGUCAGGAUAACUCAUAUUCCCACCGGCAUCACUGCCUCUUGUCAGAAUGAAAGGUCACAGCAUUCAAACAAGGCUUCUGCCAUGGCUGUGCUUCAAUCACGUUUGGACCAACUUGAGAUGGCACGACAGGCGCAGAUGAAUGCACAGCAUACCCAGUCUCUCACUGAGAUCAGUUGGGGCAACCAAAUACGUACUUACGUGCUUCAUCCUUAUCGCAUGGUCAAGGAUCUCCGAACAAAUUAUGAGGUUUCAGAUCCUGAUUCUGUGCUUGAAGGGGAACUUGACGAAUUCAUUUUAAGCUUUCUUUCGACAUCAUUAGACAAGGAUGAAGAAUGAUCCCUUAACCUUAACUUUUGGGUUCCCCUAGCCAGUUGAUAGUGAAAUUUGAUAACAUAACUCCAAUCUCAGCUCUCAGCUCCACUUUGUGGCACCGGGAGGUGGCUUUACUCGUGCCUUAUAUUGCAGGAGAAAAAUCUCAGAGAAGUUAUUUUUGGUCACAAUACAUCAUUCUUGCUAGUUCAUGGGAAUAACAUAUACUGGUGUGCUGAAGUUUCACCAUCUGGAUCACAUCAUUUAUACGAAGUUGAUGAAAUACUAUCUUUGGAUCAAGCUACUACUCCCUUGCUAGGGAACCACUUUAUUUUAUCCAAGGUCUGUAAUGACUCUGUAACUAUUUUUAUCAAAUAAAAGAAAAGAACCAGUCAAACUGA